UCGGCCUCAUUUUAUAGGAGUCGUCGUCACAAUACCUACCACGCCGCUGGUCGCGUGUCGAUAGACAUCGAGCGUUUAUCAGAAAUCUGUAUUUAAUAAACCGGUUCCAGUCGCUCUGCAACACAGUACAAUACAGGCCGUGCGUGGAGAUUGAUGUUAUUGAAAAUAUAAAAGUUUGAGAGCAAUCAGGAACUAUGGAGAACGGAGCAACGAACGGCAACUCUUCGAAGUUCUUUAACCUCAAGGAAAUGCCACAUAUAAUUAGACCUUUGGAUCGAAAACAAAAAGUUUACGAAAACAUACUAAAUGUGAUAGGAGAUACCCCAUUGGUAAAACUAUCGAAAAUACCUAAGGAGGAAGGUGUACAAUGUCAAAUGUAUGCUAAAUGCGAAUUCGUAAGUCCAGGUGGUUCAGUGAAGGAUCGCAUUGCAUAUAGAAUGGUACAAGAUGCUGAACGACGGGGAGUUCUUAUUCCUGGAAAAUCUGUUAUUAUCGAACCUACUUCCGGAAAUACCGGCAUUGGUUUGGCUUUGGCAUCAGCUGUUAAAGGAUACCGAUGUAUAAUUGUACUACCGGAAAAGAUGUCCGACGAGAAAGUGAACACACUGUUAGCCUUGGGCGCGGAGAUCAUUAGAACACCAACCGAAGCUGCGUCCGAUUCCCCCGAGGGUAACCUCUUGGUGGCACGAAGACUUUCCAAAGAAAUUCCUAAUGCAGUUCUGCUGGAUCAGUACAACAAUGUAUGCAACCCACUGGCACACUACGACGGGACAGCCGAGGAAAUCCUCUGGUCACUGGACGAUGACGUCGACAUGGUAGUCAUAGGCGCCGGGACAUGUGGAACAAUCUCUGGAGUUGCCCACAAAAUUAAAGAGCGCUGCCCUAAAUGUGUCGUGGUGGGCGUAGAUCCUGAUGGUUCUAUACUCGCUGAGCCUGAGGAGCUUAAUGUGUCUGAUAUUCAGAUGUACGAGGUGGAAGGAAUUGGGUACGACUUCCUGCCGCGUACUCUUGAUAGGAAAGUAAUAGAUAAGUGGAUCAAGACAAACGACUGCUGCGCGCUGCAGAUGUCAAGAAGGCUUAUCAAGGAAGAGGGCUUGCUAUGUGGCGGCAGCAGCGGAGCAGUAAUGUCGGCUGCAAUCAAAGCGGCAAAGCAACUGAAAGCUGGCCAGAAGUGUGUAGUUCUUUUGCCAGACAACAUCCGCAACUACAUGACCAAGUUCAUUUCGGACCAGUGGAUGGAAGCACGGAACUUUAAGCCUAUCCCUAAUAAUGACGACUUGUGGUGGUGGAACAAACCCCUUUUGGAGAACAUGGUACCAAGUACAGUGAGCAUCUCACUAAACAGUUCACCCUCUGACGCGAUUGCAGCUUUACGGAAAAGUGAAUCGCCCGUGGUCACGGUCGUGGAUAAUAAAGGAUGCUUAACCGGGGUAUUUACGGCGGACAAUACGAGGAAGAGGCUUGCUAAUAUUUCGGGAUCAAGUACGGAUGGUCUCGAGAAGUUUGUAGUGAAGAAGAUUUAUAAGGUGGAUCUUUCAAACAACCCCACACUGGGCGCUGUGUCCCGGAUACUGGAUAUAGCGCCUUAUGUCGUUGUCGUUAAAACAGAAUCACCACAAAGCACUCCGAAAGUCAUCGGCGCGAUCACAUCAGACGAUCUACUUAUAUUUAUCAGCAGCAAUCAACACGCUACGACGACUGCGGAUUCUCUAAGCACCAAAACUCAAAAUGGAAAUGUUGCUUCUCCUGAUAAGAAGAGUCCAAAAUCCUCAUCAGAUAAUGUUCAAACCAUACAAGCAAAUUCUAGCAUCACUGUAUAAGUGAAAUAAGUAUCAUUAUCAACCAUACAUUUAAGACUUUAAAACUGCUGAUCACACACCAGGCCAUUCAUAGUACAACAAAAAAAUUCAAUUCUUUGUAAUAACAUUUAAUUUAAUGUAUUGAAGAAUGCAGCUUUGGUGCAGAUCAGUAUGCUAAGUUGCAUAGAACAUCAUACACAGAAAGCCGAAAUUGCACCAGACAGGCCAGAUAUUAUCUGAUCACAUGUGAUCAGCUUUGAAUCCGACCAAUUAGCACUGUGUGUCUGAUGCUGAAAAAUCUUACCAAUUGGAUUAAACAACUACCCUUUUCAGACGCCCAGUGCUGCAGGCUAAAAAAAUGCUAUGCUCAUUGUAAAACUCUCACAGAAGAAAAAGCUCACAAGUUACAAUAUUUUAACUUUACCUUUUCCCAUGUGUGAUACCUACCUAUGUUUUAAAAACAAUUUUUUACACAUUUUUUAAAAUAGUGUAUUAGUCAGGUAUUUGUGGUUGUAAAGGUAAUUAAAUAUUAUAUCUCAAAACUUUAUUUCUUUAGAAAUAAUUGAACCUUUCUAUUGAAACACAAAUUAGUUUUAAUAGUCACUGUAUGCAGAAUGUACUAUAUUCAGUUAGCAAAAUUUUUUGACACCUUAGAAAUACAUGAUAUUUCAAUGGAUAUUUAAUUUAGGUAUAUUUAAUAAUGGUUAUUUCUUCAAAUACAUUGUUUUGUAUAAUAGAUUAAUCUAUAUUGUGUAUCAAUGAAAUUUUAAGAUCAUAAUCUUAUUACAAUUUUUUAGAAAAAUGGGUUCAGAGCAACCUAUUUUGGAAAUUUAUUUCUUUUUAGUCUCAAAAUAAACUACAACAUUAAAUAAUAAUAAAUGACAUGAAAACUAGUCUGUAUUAUGAAAAAUCUGUAUUAUCAGACUAUUAUAUAUUAGAGAUAAUAUUGUUCAAAAGAUAAAGAUGAAAACGCUAAGCUAGUUUGUUUCAAACAAUACACUUAUA
Messenger RNA from Maniola jurtina (meadow brown), 2804 nucleotides. RefSeq names its product cystathionine beta-synthase-like. The record is from RefSeq and is a predicted model, not a curated record. Bases 195 to 1820 code for a protein of 541 amino acids. Lineage: Eukaryota; Metazoa; Arthropoda; Insecta; Lepidoptera; Nymphalidae. The transcript is spliced from 11 exons. Gene Ontology annotation, molecular function: cysteine synthase activity; cystathionine beta-synthase activity. Gene Ontology annotation, cellular component: cytoplasm.